UCAAUUUCUCGAAUUAUGCCGUAUCGCAGAGAAAGAAAUCCCGUGCGCCGUAUUUAUUUGAAGAAAAUGAACUUUAGAUAUUCAUUUCGUUGUUUAACUGACCAUUUGAUCAAUUUCAUUCUAUUUCAUCUGUAAAUACUCUAAUCAAUUUCUAUCAUUGUUAUAAGUAAAUUACCUGACAAGUGUCUCUGUCUUGUGUUAAGAAUACUAAACUAUUCUAAAACGUAAGUUAACUAACAAAUCAUCACAAUUUUUGCCGUAAAUCGGAAUAUUUAAAUGCGAAGAUAGGUCAACAAGAAAUAAUUGCUUAUAAAUGCUAACACUGAUGAUUUUUACUGGAUUGAAAGAAAACACAGAGAAUACUUUCAUAUUCUGAAGUUGCUGAUUGAGGAAGCCUGAUGGAUGGUGUAAUUGCAGUGUGGGUGCCCUGACAAUGAGAAUGGCAGCAGAGUCACCGUAUCUUUCCGAAAGAAGGGGUCAACGACAAGAAGCCGAUCUUUCAGAUGUAGUGAAUCCACCUGUCAAAUACGAUGUUUGUUGUUUGGAAUUCAAAGACAGAAAAGAGAAAAGAGCAAAUGUUUUCAUAUGCUCAAAUUUUUAAAUCUGCCUAAUAUUCUCAUAUUUUUACAUAUUUUUGUGAAUAUUUUGAUUUGCAUAUAGAAAAGUGAAAUUUUAUGCUUAUAAGUUUAAUAGUAAAAUAUAUUCACUGCAAGGAAAUGUAAAAACUCAUCUUUCCAUCCAAACAUCUAAAAGGAAACUCAUUUACAUAGUAUAUGCAUGCACAUUUUCACUCGAGCCUUUGAAAUUUCGUUAGAAUUUGAGAUUCAUUGUUUUUGGCUUAUGAGAUUUUUCAAAGAAAAUUUUUUUUAAAGCGAUAUUUUCUUAUUACUUAUACGAUGAAAGAGCCAUAUGAUUUAUGCAGACAAAUGGUUUCUCAGCAGGAAAUUCCAAAGGAAGACUUGCAUACAGAAGAGAAGCCUGAUGCAUUCGAAAUUUGCGGUAAAACUUGUUCUCAUUUGUCGCAUUUAGAAAGCGACACGAAAGGAAAACCAUAUAUAUGCGAGAUUUGCUGUAAAGCACCUUUUCGACAGUCUACAUUAAUUGAACAUAAAGAGACUCGCACACAGGAGAGACCGUUUGCAUGUGAAGUGUGUAAUAAGGCAUUUACUAGAAGGGAUACCUUAAGAAAACAUUCAUUUAUACAUUCUAAUGAGAGACCGUUUGCUUGUGAAGUGUGCCAUAAAGCAUUUACUAGAAGGGAUUUCUUAAGAACACAUUCAUUUGUGCAUUCCAAUGAGAAACCAUUUGCUUGUGAAGUAUGCCAUAAAGCAUUUACUAGAAAGGAUGCCUUAAGAACACAUUCACGCAUGCAUUCUAAUGAGAGACCGUUUUCUUGUGAAGUGUGCCAUAAAGCAUUUACUAGAAGGGAUGCCUUAAGAACACAUUCAUUUAUACAUUCUAAUGAGAAACCGUUUCCUUGUGAAGUGUGCCAUAAAGCAUUUACUAGAAGGAAUACCCUAAGAACACAUUUAUUUACACAUACUAAUGAGAGACCGUUUGCAUGUGAAGUGUGCCAUAAAGCAUUUUCUACUAAGGGUACCUUAACUAAGCAUUUAUGGAUUCAUAAGGAAGGGAAGAAACCAUGUGCAUGCGAUAUUUGCGGUCACUCAUUUUCUAGGAACGCUUGUUUAAAGAAACAUUUACUAACGCAUACGGAAGAGAAACCUUACUUAUGUAAGAUUUGUCAUAAAACAUUUUCUUACAGCUCUACUCUGCAUAUGCACAUUCGGAGACAUACGCUAAAGAAACCUUUUGCAUGUGACAUUUGCAGUAAAGCAUUUUAUACCAACACGGAAUUAAAGAUACAUUUACUGUCUCAUACGAAAGAGAAACCGUUUGCAUGCAUUAUUUGUAAUAAAGCAUUUUCUAAGAAUUGGUUUUUAAAAGUGCAUUUGCGAACGCACACGCAAGAGAAACCGUAUGCAUGUGACGUGUGUCAUAAAGAAUUUUCUAUAAAGGGCAAUUUACAGAAACAUAUACGGACGCAUACUAAAGAGAGGCCGUAUGCAUGUCAGUCGUGUGGUAGAGCCUUUGCUGUCAUCUCGAAUUUAAAAAGACAUUUACAGCUUCAUAUGAAAGAUAAACCGGGCGCAUCUAAUGUGCGUCAUUAAACAUUUGUUUACAACUCGGAUAUAACGAUACAUUUACGGACGUAUACUUAAGAGUGACCGUCAGUUAUCUUAUAAAGCCGUUUCUGACAGAUGGAAUUUCAAAAAAUACUUUUUCAGAUUCAUAUGACAGGGAACCUUUUUAAGUGGAACUCUUAUAAUAGAACAAGUUUAAAGAAGAAUUUACGUGUGACAUGUAAAAGAGAAACCAUGGAUGAGUUCAUUGUAAUAAAGCAUUUACUUUACUGGAUUAUUUAUAAAUGCAUAUGCGGACACAUACAAAAGGAAGCCUUUAUCCAUGUGAUAUUUGAAAUUCAAAAUUCUUUGAACAUGUCAGUUUACAUAAACAUUUGUCGACACAUACGAAAAUGAAAUCUUUGGAAUGUAACAGUUGUAAUAAAAAAUGUGUGUGCUCAUAUUUAAAGAGAACUCUUCAGACGCACAUUACAGCAAAAAUAUAAACCGGAGAACUGUGAUAUUUGUAAAUCGUUUUGUCUAAAAUUGUCUUUUAACAGAUAUUUAGUUUAACAAACUAACGCCAAGUAAAUAUGUUA
Argiope bruennichi is the source of this 2722-nucleotide messenger RNA. RefSeq names its product zinc finger protein OZF-like. The coding region runs from base 897 to 2171 and encodes 424 amino acids. The transcript has 2 exons. The record is from RefSeq and is a predicted model, not a curated record. Lineage: Eukaryota; Metazoa; Arthropoda; Arachnida; Araneae; Araneidae. Gene Ontology annotation, cellular component: nucleus.